AUGUCCCCUCAGGUAGUUGCGUCUGCGUCUGCGUCUGCAUCAGCUCAGCUAGCGGCCCCCUGCUCGUGCCGUGCUUUGUCGCACCAGACCGUCCUUUGGCACCACCGUCUUGGUCACCCCUCUGUGCAACGCCUACGUGGCAUGCACCGACGUGUCCUUGUCUCUGGUCUUCCCAAGGUUCUCCCUCCCCUCCCACCCUCGCCUGCUCCUCCCUGUCUUCCCUGUGUCGAGGGGCGGCAACGCGCCACUCCUCACUCCUCCUCGUUUCCCCCGACGACAGCUCCCCUGCAGACUCUCCACAUGGACGUGUGGGGCCCAGCCCGCGUCCGUGGACAGGACCGCGAGCGGUACUUUUUGCUGGUCGUGAAAGACUACACGCGUUACACCACGGUCUUGCCCUUGCGCACCAGGGGUGAGGUCCCUGAUGUUUUGAUCCCUUGGAUCCGCGCUGUCCGUCACCAGCUCCGUGAGCGAUGUGGGACGGACUUUCCCGUCCUGCGUCUGCACUCUGACGGAGGUGGUGAGUUUGCCUCUGACUUUCUACGGGACUUUUGUCGUGGGGAGGGCAUUUGCCAGACGUUCACGCUCCCGGCCUCACCGCAGCAGAAUGGGGUUGCUGAGUGCCGCAUUGGCUUGAUCAUGGAGUGGACGGGGAAGGUUGGUGAUGCAUCAGUGUUCCGGGUCUGGGGUUCUCGUGCCUUUGUGCGCUAUACGUCCGCGGACAAGCUCUCCGCCCGCGCUAUUCCCUGCGUCUUCCUUGGCUUGGUCCCUGAUGCGCCUGGCUGGCAGUUUUACCACCCCACCUCGCGCCGAGUCCUGCCCUCUCAGGACGUCACGUUCGACGAGUCGGUUCCCUUUUACCGUCUCUUCCCCCCACGCACUGCACCGCUUCCCCCCCCCCCACCACUCUUCCUUGCACCAGGUCCUCCUCCGGUAGACCCCCUUCCCCCUCAGGGUCCUGCUCCCUCAGGUGUGUCUCAGGUAGACGCUGUCGAGCCUGUCGAGGUAGCGGUUGACUCUGGUGCUGCUACUGGAGGUGGUGCUGCUGGGGAUGCUGAGCCGGAGCGUGCGGAGCCUGGGGGUGCUGAGCCUGAGCGAGGUGCGGAGCCUGGAGGUGCUGAGCCUGGGUGUGCUGAGUCUGAGGGUGCAGAGCUUGUGGGUGCUGAGCCUGGGGGUGCUGAGCCUGGAGGUGCUGAGCCUGAGGGUGCUGAGCCUGCGGUUGCUAAGACUGGGGGUGCUGAGUCUACUGGACUACUGGAGGAGCUGGAGCUCCUGGAGCUGGAGGUGCUGCUGGAGCUGGAUCUGCUAGAGGUACUGCUGGUGCUGGAGCUGCUAGAGGUGCUGGACCCGCUGGUCCCGGAGGUGCUUGUACUGGAGGUACUUGAGCUACUGGGGCUGGUGGUGUUGCCGGAGUUGGAGCGGGAGGCGCUAGUGCUGUUUCUGCUGGAGGUGCUCUUGGAGCUGGAGCUGGUGAUGUUGCAGGAGUUGGAGCUGGAGACCCUGGAGCUGGGGGUCCUGGUGCUGUCUCUGCUGUCGCAACUACAGCCAGCCUCUCCACUGCCUGGUCCUUCUCCUUACUCUAGGCUGACUAGAGGUCUUACGGCGCGUCGUGAGCCUGAGUCUCGUCCUGCGUCGCCUGAGUCUCGUCCUUCGUCGCCUGGUCGUUGUGUUCCGCGUCAGUAUCCUCCUGCUGUCCACGGCACACACCAGAUGGCACUUCGACCUUCAACUGCUCCAAAUCGUGUCCCUCUGCCGUCCCCUCCUGCGUCCUCCCUUGCUGACGGUCCGGACCCGGAGUCUGACUCCCUUCGUGCUACUAGACCUACUGUCACGCGUCUCCUGGCCACUGUUGUCACUGACCCUUCGUUUAAGUCCACUGCUGCGUCUGCCCUAGUUGGAGACCCGGAUGCACCAGACAUCCCGACCCCGCGCUCUUAUGCAGAGGCGAUAGAGGGUCCCUACUCCUCUCAGUGGCAGACAGCCAUGGACGCAGAGAUGGCUUCCUGGAAGUCCACAGGCACCUACGUCGACGAGGCUCCCCCGCCUGGGGCAUUGUCAGUGGCAUAUGACCAGCUGCACGUUGCCGCUCAGCGUGACUACGAGCUUCACUCUCUUGACUUCAUCACUGCUUUCCUACAGGGCAGCCUGCACGAGGAGAUCUGGCUACGCCGCCCACCUGGCUUCACUGGGUCGUUUCCUGCUGGUACCCAGUAG
Molecule: messenger RNA, 2214 nt
Organism: Closterium sp. NIES-65
Lineage: Eukaryota; Viridiplantae; Streptophyta; Zygnematophyceae; Desmidiales; Closteriaceae
Source: the annotation of a GenBank genome assembly